This is a messenger RNA of Purpureocillium lilacinum, 921 nucleotides long. The record is from RefSeq and is a predicted model, not a curated record. Lineage: Eukaryota; Fungi; Ascomycota; Sordariomycetes; Hypocreales; Ophiocordycipitaceae.
AUGGACCAGUCGCGCCCGUCUGGGGGCGAAGUGCAACGCAAGCCGCUCCUACCACUGCCCGGUCCGUCAGCCCUUGGGCCAGGCGUGCAGCUAGCGGUUCGCUGGCUGGGGCUGGUCUGGUGGCCUCUCGUCGAUGCAGCCACGCCCGGCCGUGCGCGCUCUGCCGAAGAGUCUCGAGCUGCUUUGCUGCAUGUCCUCGAUAACAUGCAAUCCAGCGGGUGCCCGGGAUACACAGAACGGCCGAGUCGACCAACGUGCGCCCCUGCCGGCUUCCCAAUGCGUCGGGCGGCGUUCUUCAAGCCAUUGACUGAAGGCUCCCGCGAUAGGCAGCUUGCUAAAUGCUCCAUGCAGGCAGCCCUGCUCGGUGAUGUGCUUCCCCCGGCGCCGUGCAGAGCACAGCAUUCGACGAAGCAAGGCAACCUGGCCAGUCCGGUCGGUACCCCGCAAACGCCAAAACGGCCCGCAGCAAGACGAGAGAUGCCGCAGAGGGCCCAGCAGCACAUCAGAACGCCAGGAAAUCGAGCCAUCGUGGACCCCUGGACCUUCGGCCCUCGCCGUCGAAAGAGGGAGAAAGAAAAAAAAAAUAUGCACCAAGCACAGCUCGUCCCGUCACGCCAGCGAAACGUGGGCAAUGCGGGCCUCUCGUUUGUUGUGCCCGCACCACAACCCGUGCCUGGCGAGAGGGACCAUCCAUGGAUGUCCGGCCCGGCAAGGGGUUGGUCCAAUAAUGCCAGCGCGUGCGAGCAACCCGUGGCCGUUUCCCCUCGUUUUAAUGCACCACCACCACCAGGAGAGCUCCAGCUACUGGCCGCCAUUAGCCUCGUCGGCGAUGAGACUCUUGGAGGAGCCCACCUGACGGACGGUGCAGCGCGCUUGCUCGACGCCACCUCCUCCCUUCUCCCUCGAGUUCCACCGCGCUAG